This is a messenger RNA of Zophobas morio, 336 nucleotides long. Its product is annotated as RING-box protein 2-like. Gene Ontology annotation, biological process: protein ubiquitination; ubiquitin-dependent protein catabolic process. Lineage: Eukaryota; Metazoa; Arthropoda; Insecta; Coleoptera; Tenebrionidae. The record is from RefSeq and is a predicted model, not a curated record. Bases 1 to 336 code for a protein of 111 amino acids. The transcript has a single exon. Gene Ontology annotation, cellular component: nucleus; Cul5-RING ubiquitin ligase complex. Gene Ontology annotation, molecular function: ubiquitin protein ligase activity; zinc ion binding; cullin family protein binding.
AUGGCAACUGGGAACGAAAAGCCUCAACCCCUCGACGACUCCACCAAAAGCGACACGAAAAUGUUCACUUUGAAAAAGUGGAACGCCGUUGGUAUGUGGACAUGGGACGUGGAAUGCGACACUUGUGCUAUCUGUCGCAACCAAGUGACGGACUGUUGUUUGAAGUGUCAGGCCGAGAAAGUGUACAACCAGGGCGAGAAAAAAGAAGAAUGUGUUGUAGUUUGGGGCGAAUGCAACCACACGUUUCACCACUGCUGCAUGUCUCUGUGGGUGAAGCAAAGUCCUAAAUGCCCUUUGUGCCAACAACAGUGGUCGAUCCAAAGAAUAGGAAAAUAG